AAUCGUAGAUUGUUAGUUGUCCUGUGUACUAGUUCCUCACACUCAUGUGGGAUCGUCAUUUUCUGAGAGAGAGAAAGAGGAGAGGGGAUAGGAGAACGCAUGCUUCUAGCGUCGCGGGGCCGAACGCAAGAAGGGAACGGUCUACAGCGGGAAAUGGUUAUAAUUCACUCGCAGACAAGCCGUACAAUCGAGAAGGUCAUGUCGUUGUAGACGCGUCGUUUUCAAAACAUCAUCAUUAAAAUAUUACCUGAAAAUCAGUUUCAUAAUACGUUUUUACAGCAGUAUCAGUACAACGAUUUUGUGUAAUUGCAGAACGGUCUUAAUUUAUUAACAUAAACUCUAGUGAAAAGUGACUAUAAACUCAAUAUUCAUCAAAAAAGCAUAAAGUGCGAAUUUAACGGAUAUUUAAUUUAAAAUUCUCACAAGUUUAACGGAAUUAUACAUUGCGAUAACCUCAAAAUUCAAUAUUUUGGAAGCGGGUCAACGUAUUCCGUUGCCGACCUAUCUCAAUAUUUGAAACAGUUAGUUGGUCAUGGACAAUUAUUAUUCUCACAAGGUUAUUCGCUUUUGUAAGAGGUUUCUGUGUAAAUUAAACUAGAUUUUCAACGAGUAAUUAAUGGUAUUUUACUGAAAAAUAACAUGUCUGCAAAAAGGAAAGCAUCUGCGAUUAUACAACAUCAUAAGGAAAAUCUACCUACCCCGGAGUCGUCUGAAGGAAACGAUGAAGAUCAUUAUGGUGGACAUAGAAACGGAAAUAGUGAUAUACAGGAUGUAUCAUCUGUACCUGGUAGUGAGGAUAUGGUAGGAUUAUGGGCCCAAUACCAUUCAGCACUAGGGCUAGCAAAAGGAAAAGCCACACCACCCACAACAAGGGAUAAUUCAAGUCCUGUGAAUGCAGAAACGGGUUCAGCCCAUGAUGAAACAAGUUCAAGUGGUAAUAAGGAAGAUGAAGAUGAUGACGAUGAUGAAAGCGAUGAUAAAAUAGAUACGCAAACACAUGACCCAGAAAGACUGAAAGCAUUUAACAUGUUCGUAAGACUGUUUGUCGAUGAAAAUUUAGAUCGUAUGGUUCCUAUUAGUAAGCAACCCAAAGAAAAGAUCCAAGCCAUCAUCGAUUCGUGUACUAGGCAGUUUCCCGAAUUUGCCGAACGAGCAAGAAAAAGGAUUCGAACGUAUCUCAAGUCUUGUAGAAGGAAUAAACGAGCCAGGGAUCCGAAUUCUUCUUGGGACGCAACUCGACCUACUCCUGCCCAUUUGACAUCCGUACAAGCCGAACAAAUCCUUGCUACAGCUUGUGAAAAUGAAAGCCAUAACGCGAAAAGAAUGCGAUUAGGAUUAGAACCAGUCAGUCAACCAAUGCCAGUAUUGCCAGGAUCACAAUCGACUGAUACAACGGCACCAAUCAACAGAGGUUUAGAUUUCUCGAACAAUAGUACACCAGUGAAAUUAGAAAACGACGUUAUAUCUACGAGUUUUUCAACAGCGAGCACUCCAUCAUCUACUCCAAAUUCUUCUAACAAAGUUUUACCCUCAACACCAGAAACUAAACCUACAACAUUGAGUGUAACGAAUGCCGGCGUAUUAGGUACAAUAGGAAUGAAUGGGAUAGGGAUAUCUAGUACGGCAUCAGCAGCUCCAACAGCAAUGUACAGACCUAAUUUUACGCAAGCGUUUCAAAGAACAGGACCGUAUCCUCUUUUUCCAGGAUCUACACCUUUUACAGCAUCUGGAACACUUCUUACUAACGGUCCGGCGGAUUUGAGCAUGAAACAAAAGCCUUUGUUAAAUCACAAAUUGAAUGCCGGUGAAAUGACUGCUGUACGGCAACUAAUCACCGGAUAUCGUGAAUCUGCUGCAUUUUUACUUCGAUCUGCAGACGAAUUAGAACAACUCUUAAUCCAACAACAGUAGUAUAUUUCAAAGUUGAGAUCAUAAUCCGAUAAAACAAAGCAGAAACUAUACAUAUAGAAUUUGAAACGUUCAACUUUUUUCUUCUAGACUAAAUUAUUUAUUUGCACAUAUACUUUUCAUAGAAAUACCAAAAUUUAUGUAGAAAGGUACACAAAAAUGUACAAAUUGUCCUUCUAGUAGUACAAUGAAUUUAUACUAAAUAAUAAUUUCUUCACAAUGUUUAAAUGGUUGAUUUCAAGUGAAAUAAUUCGAGAUCGAGUUCAAAUUGAUUCAUUAACUGUCAAAAUAUACCAACAAAAAGUUUCAAAGUGACGGAGUUUGAUUAUUAUAGUAUUUUUAAAUUGAGUGAUUUCUUUAACUCCAGCUAUCUCUUGGUAUGUUACAAAGCAGAGGUGUAAUUAUGAGAAUUUAAAAUAUUUUUCUCACACCUAUUUUUUAGUUAGAUCGACCUUUAUCGAUUGUUAAUGUAUGUGCUGUACCUCAGAACCAGACGAAGGUAAGUCCAUAAAUUACAAUUUUCAAGUUAAUACACCAUUGAAUGUAGAAUUUGGUUUUACAUUAAGCCAUAUCAACUUAAGUCCUCUGAAAAAUCCCCUUUUGUAUUUUGAAAGGGCUGUAAGAACCUAAGUCCUCACCUAUGAUUGGGCCAAACGAACGUAAAUCAACUUAGGUUCUUGUGGCUCUAAAGCUUUUUAAAUACAGUUAAACGCAAGUCCAUAGCUGGACUUACGUUAGACUGGCUGCAAUGUUCAUCGGGCAAGGCAUACUCUUAUCUCCUUGGCGCCGUUUUUCUGUGUAUUAAAAAAUCUGCUGUGUCACACUCUUGUUUACUUGUUGAUUUGAUAACCUACUGCUCUUUCAAUAUACAUAAACUUUCAAAUAUUACAAAAGAAACCGAGUCCAGCUCCUUCACUUACAGAGUUAAGGGUGAGGAUUAUUGAUUUAUUAUGUUAGAUUUACACAAACCAGAGAAGAAAUGGGUCUAUUCCAAAGUGUUCAAUGAACACUUUAACUUAUCUUUCCACUUGCCAGACAAUGACACUUGCGAUGUUUGCGACGAACUGACUGCCAAAUUAAAAGUAAAAAAAAUUAUGCAAAACUUAAUGAGCUCAAAUUACAAAAAGGAAAUCACCUGAAAGAAGCUUCACUUAGGUAUGUACUAAAGAGAGAAGACAAGGUAAAAGCUUGUGCUACUGAAGGCUUUAGAGUUGUUAUGUAUGAUUUCCAAAAGUGCCUUCCAACUCCAGAUUUGAAGAAUUCCCAAAGCUUUUAAUCCAGAAAACUUUGGACAUUAAAUAGCACAAUUUAUGACGCCACCGUGGAUAAAACUUGGUGUAUGAUCAGAGAUGAAAAUACAGCCGGUCGAGGAGGGAAAGAAAUUGCAUUAUGUUUAUUUACUUGGUCAUAUGAAGAACUUUAGAACUCCUGAGGAACCUGUUGAAAACUUAACAGUCUGCACAGAUAACUGUAGUGGCCAGAACAGAAAUAUCAACAUGGUUUUUAUGUAUUUAUGUCUGUUGAAAAAGGUUCCGACACAGCAGGCAUAGUAUGAUCAAAAGAGCGGAAAAAAAAUUAAAAACCACACUAUUUUUACUACAAAUGACUGGAAUAAUUUUUUUGCUUCAUGCUCUAAUAAGGACCCAAUCAUUGUGAGAAGGAUGCUUCUCAAAGACUUCUUAGACUUUCUUCACUUGAUGAAUAAAGACGCCCCAUUUAUUUCAAGGAAGAAAAAUACCGAAAAUGACUAAUUUUUAAUAUCACAUGGUUACAGCUUCGUAAAGGAGAUACUAAACUGUAUUACAAAACCAGCUUUACUAAUGAUAUCUUCUAAACUGUUGUUCUUAAAAGAAAGCGGAGGGAAAAAGGGAUUGUAUUACAAGCGUCAAUCCCACCAAUGAUAUUAACUAAAAGACCGAUAAGUAGUGAAAAAUACAGAGACCUUAUUAACUUAUUGCAAUGGGUUCCUGAGGAAUACAGAUCGAUCUUUAAAAAUAUUCCACAUAGGGAAAAUGAAAGGAACUUUCCUGAGGAUGACUCAACUGCACUAGAUUAAUAGUUUGGUUAUCUAUGGAAUGUUACCCUUUAAGAACAAAAAGUAUUUUGUAUAUUUAAUUUUUUAAAAGAUUUAUUUGAAUAAAUAUUACAAAUGAUUGCUGUGAAGUGUUUAUAAACAUACCUUGUCACAGUGUUGAGUGUUAAAACAAUUUUAUAAGUGCAGUUAAAAAAACGUAAGUCCAGUCCUUAAAUAAGUCGUUGAUUCUAAACGAAAUACCUAUGAAUGAAUUAAAUAUAUACAAAAUAAUAAUUCCAAUAAUUUUUUGCCGACUGAUUCAAUUAUCAGCUCUGUAACCAUUCCAAGAGUUCAAUUCUUACAGUUUUGGUGCCCUCCUGAAAAGUUACUCUAGUGUGACUUACGUUAGUCGGGUCCUGAGGUACAGUGUUUGCUCUAGCAACAUAUUAUCCUUGUAGUAUAUUGAACUUCUUGCAUAUGCGUAAAUGAAAUUUCUAACUAAUGGUAAAAACACCUCAAUGAAAUGCUCAGUUUAUAAACACCUUAGAUGCUCAACUAAAUCGUCUUCUUGACAGAAAAUAUGGAUUUAUCCAAUGGAAAAUGAACAAACUUUGGUAAUCUGUGUUAUAUCAUAACAUCUAUACAUCUGUAUAUUGGAUUAGAAUAUUAAUUGGGUUUUAACUGCCUUAUACUAUGUAUUCAUCUAGUUGAUAUAUCACAAUCUCAAUCCAAUUAUAUAGCUUUGAGAUAUUUUAUGAUUCAGUUUAACCAUAAAGUCGAGGUUGUUGAAGUGGUUGAUUUUAUUGUUGGAGUGUUCGCUUCAUACGAGUUUUAUUUUGUCGUCUUGACGUACCCUUUUACUAGAUUGCUAUUCCCGAAUAACUCUUUGCUGGCUCUAUUCUAUAGUGACCUGAACUCUGCUUAAGCGUCGACACAUACAUUUUUCUUAUUAUUUGUUACCAGUGUAUCGUUUAUUUCUUGUGAUCAAUCAGUCUUUCCUUUUUGUAAUUCCAACAAAACUGAAUUAAGAAAUUAUAAACUACGAGGUUGGUUAGAAUAUAAUGAAAACACAAAAAUUUCAGAAAAAAUUAAUUUAUUUUUCAACGUAAUCUCCUCUUAGCUUUUCUCAGAUGUUUAAUGAGUUCGAUACCCUUUUUAUGAUAAGAAUCGUCAAGUUCCUAAAAAUAGUCAUCAACUGUCGUCAUCACCUCUUCAAUGUUGGAAAAUUUUUGACCACCGAGCCAUUUUUUCAAGUAUGGGAACAGCAAAAACCCGAGGGGUCUAAAUCCAGCGAAUAGGGCACAUGAGGUAUCCAAUCCAAACUUUAAUUCACUAUUUUUUGUCAAUGCUAUUACGGAUGUGUGAGCUGGUAUAUUGUCUUGAUGAAACAAUACUCUCUUCUUAGCCAAAUGUGGCCGCUUUUGCUUGAUUUAUUCGCUAAAACGUUCGCAUAAUACACGCCGUUGCCAGUUUCUCCUCUUUCAAGAUGGUCAAUGAAAAUUAUCCUAUAAAACGUCUUCUUUAGAGUCGGUUUUUCCUUUUCAGUCCAUAGUUUUGAUUGUUCUUUUAGUUUCGGGUGUGAAAUGAUGGACACACGUUUCAUCCAUGGUUAUGAAACAGCGUAAAAAUUCGGCUUUAUUUCUGUAAAACAUUGUCAUACACUCGGUGGAAACAUUUCUGGAAUCGUCACCUCAUUUAGUCGAUCACUACGACGCUGAUCUUCGCAGGCCGUAUGGCCUCGCUCAAGCUCUGUUAGCCAUUAUUUUACUGUUGACAAUGACGAAGCCGUCUCACCUACGAUAAAAUCUUGUUCAGCUUUCACAUUGGUUCGUCUAAGGACUUUCAAGUAAAAGUAUUGUAUCACAUUUUUACCAUGUUUACAAAUUCACUGUAAACGUUCAAUAUUGAUAGUUGCAGUUGCCAAACAACGUGGCGUCUUCAAACUUUAAACAUUGUAUAGAUAGUGUACUUUCUAAUAAUGGUAUUAAUCAAGCAAUCACCGUCAUCUCUAGGUCAGGCCAAGUACUACACUUUUUAACAAGAGAUUAUUGUAAACUUAAUAAAACUAGUAUGUCACUCGGAGCAGAAUACCCAUUAUAUGUUUCGCCUAGUUUGCACAGCCUCGGCUAACGCCUCGACGAGGGCUCAACAAUAUUUUGUAGCCUUCUACUCCAAGUAAAAUAAUGUACUAUUCUCCUUAUUUUAUUUGAACAAAGUUCUAGUUUAUCGAUAGUCUAAAACAUCUAUAUGAAUAGUUUCUCUUAAAUAAGCCAUAAAACAGAACGAGAUAGAAGAAGAUAUAGAAGAAACCUUAAUUAAAGGAGUGUUGAAUGUCCUUAAAAUAAUAAUAGUAAAAAAUUAUUUUUUUACUGUAUUGUUUAAUGAAAGAAUUUCUGAGAUCCGAUUUUUCGGAUAAUGAUUUCAGUUAUUUUGAACUGAAAUUUUAAUCAUGGAGCUAUUUUUGAAAAUAUUAGUAUCAAAACAUGAGUGUUCUAUUGUAAUGGUUAUUCUUCGGUUAAAUCAUCCUGGUAACUAGUUUCGCAAUUACGCGUAUGUUAUUUUAAAGCAUGAUUUCUAGUCAACGGGCAACGUGUAAUUUAAAAGAAAUUAUCAAAACUACGUAAUUUGUAAAUAUUUUGACAUUAUUUGAGCCUAACUAGCUGUAUAUCUGAAAUAAUAAACGGUAGUCACAAAUUAGUUGACUCCAAUGAAAUUAAACAAGCAAAUCAAGUACUUUCUGAAGAGUACCAUUUUGCACCGAUUCAUUAAAUGAAUUUCAAUUUUUAACUAUACUAAUUGCAAAUUCUUAACCUACAAAUAGAAGACGAUUAUCAAUAUUUAUUCAAGUAAAUUUAAAAAAGAUUUUUUCAGGAAUAUAGAAUCCAAUCAAAAAAAUAUACACUCUUAGAAAAGUUGAUAGAACAAAAAAUUGCUCUCUACAUUCAAUCAUUCAUAUUUACUUGAAAUGCUUUUAUACUAAGUGGAUUUAAUAAUUGAUUGACAUGUUGUAAUAUUGAAAGUUACACAGAAUUUUGAUUUAAACUAAUUUAGAAAAUUUCAAACAUAAAAUUCACCUCUUGAUUCAGAAUUCUGCCAAAUGGCUGUCAAAUUUUCAUUAACUUUUUAUUAAUAUUCUAAAAAAGACAGUGUUUUAAUAGAUGGUUAGGAAAUUAUUUCAUUCAUCAAUGAUUUUUAAAAUGAUCUUCAAGUGGAGAAAAUAUAUUCUCAGUAACGUUAAUAUUUAGUAAAAGAACUGAAUUACAUUAAGCACAGAAUUAACCAAUUAUGAAAUUGAAUAUAAAAAUUUAUCUUAGUAAAAAUACCCAAAAUUGUAUACUAUAGAUUUUAGAUCCUCAGUGCUCACUUAUAUAUCUCAGUUCUUGAGGAGGAAUUUUUUCACAAACCGAUUUAUUGCACAAUUUUCGUUUCUGUUCUUCAGCUCGGUUUAAAUUUUAUUUGUAAACAAAAAAAUGAAUAAAUAAACAUAACAGAUGAGUAAAUUGACUAAUACACAUUUGAGCAAUAAAUUAUUGAUUAUGGUUAACCAUAGAUAAAAUCAGAAUAGACUGCUCAUUCAAUGAAACUCAUGUUCUAAUAUGAGAACGAGAUACAAAGAGAGUUGCGGUAUAGUUAUCUCUGUCAAAUGCUAGAUUUGUUUGUUCUAAUCUCUUAUAUUAUACUUCUCUCUCUUUCCACUACCUUAUCUCAUUUUACUAAUCAUUGCAGAUAUAUCUAUCUUAGAUCAGGGAAUAUUCCUUUCUUAAGAUGGCACAACUAAUCUAAUUCACUUACUCCAAAGAAACUGCUUAACACAUUUGAUAAUAUAAAGGCUUCUCGGAAAUUAUGAUUCUGUAUCAAGUAGAUCAUUUGUCAGCUGAUUGCAUAACGAGAUUUUCAUUAAAGAUUCUGAACAACGCGUUUCCUUUUUAGUGGACAUUUCAAACCAAACCUUAAAAAACCUUUUCUUUCCAUUACUCCACUUCCAUGCGUUAAUUUAUAAAUUAACCUAUAUUUCCUUUGUGUUUACAGACAUUAAUUCAGAUGUUCAAAAAAUUUCAACUGUUUAAAUAAUUGUUAUUGAUUAUUUUACAACAAAUUUUCAGACUAGAAAGUUUUUAUGUUGAAAAGCCAAAAAAGUACAACAAUCUUAAGCUUUAGUAGCCUCUCAAUCACAAUGUUCACAAGGUUUAAGCGAAAAUAACCACGUAAGGGAGAUUGACAAUUAUAAAAGUGAAAAAAAAACCGACAGCUGAUCGUAUUUACCCCAUAUUAAAGAUAGAGAGAGCAUGCUUAAGUGGGCCUGAACUGCUGAUAGAGAGAGAAUGAACAUCGAAAUGCCACUAUAUACCUCUAUCAACUCUAUUCUAAUUGCAUUUCCAUUUCGGAACUCUCAUUUUAUGAAAAAUCUUUCCAGAAAAACUCAUGAAAAGUAGUAGAAACUCUUUAUUAGGAAAUGAAAAAACAAAAUGUAAAUAAAAUAUUCAAAUUCCUAUUCAUCAACGCCGCAUUUUUUGCAAGUGUCUCCGCAGUGAUCUCCGCAGAUCGGUUGUACACAUUGUCCACAAUCAGUUGUUAUCAUCCGUCUUUUCUUAUUCAAAAUUAGAGCAAAUGUAUCAAAACCACCUUUAGUUUCAUUCUAAUACUGAACAAUCGUAGGUUUUCCUGUUUCUUCUGAAAUUUAACCUCCCUGAUGCAUUGUAGACAGUAGCAGUAAUACCUUCUCUUCGCUGUCUUGUAGCGAGCAUUUCUUCUGGUAUUUCCCUUUUAUUUUUCAAGAGCGCUCCAAUUAUUGUUAGUUUAUAUGGAUCUUGGAGUAGUUCAUCAGCCAAACUAACUGAAGUAAAGCAAGUGGCAAACCAUUUGUACUGGUCUUUUUUCCUAAAUACGGACUUGCAUCUACCAUAUAACAUGUCGAGGAGUCGUAUAACAAAAAACAAUUUUUAUACCAUACUUUGCAGUUUAUUCGGAAUGUACAAGCGGAAUGGGCAUCGUCCACGAAAUCCCAUGACUUGUUCGUCAAUGGUUAGGUAAGAUGAAGGUGUAUAUGAUCAUCUGCUAGAUUCAAUGAUUUCCCAUAUUUCACGAACAGGAGCAAAAGGAUUAUUCAUUUUCAUUUCCUGUCUUAUUUCUCUUGAAUCAAACCUCAAACAAUUCAGCAAAAACACAAAGGGGAACCAGAAAUUGUAGUAUGUAUCAAAUAUAUGCCUGCCAGAUAGAUGAUUGUUUUUCUUGGCAGCAGAGAGGAUCAAAAUUGCAAUCAGGGCUAGCAAUUCUUCUUUAGUGGUAGGUAAUGCAUGGUUAUUCUCAGUGAAAUUUUGCUUUUCCAGUAAUAUUUCUACAAUUGUAUGAAAUAUUAUAUUAAGAAUCGUAAAAAAUAUGUUCCAGUACCACAUAUUGCUUUGCUUCGCCUUUCGGACCAGAUACAAAAUGGAUAAGCCUCCUUGAAGCAGUUCACCUGAACAUCGGCGUCGCCCAUAUUGUCUCCCGAAGUGGUAAUUUCUUGUCCAUCGAUAAGCCAAUUUCAUCGAGAGACUAUUUAUCAGUUGAAUCAUCUAAAUCUUUUAUCCAUUCAAUUUCAAGAUUAUCUUCUUCCUAGUCACUAGCCAUUCUGCUGAAACGACAUAUCUUCAAAACAUCAUAAGUGACGAAUAAGACGAAUAAAGUACAAAAAUCUGCGAUUCAAUUGACAAUAAUGCGAUGUUUCAAACACUGGAGUCUAGUUACCAAUUAAAGAAGAAGGUAUUGAGAGUCUCGCCCCAUUGCGGUAACCGGAAACAAACGAAAUAUCAAGACAACUAUUUACCAUCGUAAAUUUUACGAAUGUCCGGUUAACUAGUGUUAAUAACUAGUAGAGAGAGAGAGCUGUAAACCAUUGCUUUUUCUGUCUCUUCGAAUAGUACAAUUCCACUUACAGGCUGGACUCUCUAUAUUUAAUACUAAUUCUAUGGCUUAGUAGGUAAAAAGGAUCAUAGCUUCCGAAAAUCUCUAAAGAUUGUCAAGAGCUUCAGUGGGAUGCGUUACGAGAAACGACUACUGUAAGUCUAGUAGUGUCACUGUGAAAUUAAAGCGUUUAUAAGUUUCUAAAUAAACCAAUAAGAAUAUUUUGAAAGGGUUUGAAAAGUUUAUAUAGGCUGAAACUACUUCUACUCAUUUAAUUAGUGUACAAAAUUAUUAUCAAAACCUAAUAGAAUUUGUGUGACUUGAAAAUUUGAUACAUAUUUGCAAAAAUGGACUUUCAAAUCUUACGUGCGUCUAGCUACUUUAGUUUUUUAAUUUUUUGGACUCAGAUGCUCCUUUUUUAAUAAUAGAGUGGUGUAUAACUCUGUAUAUAGUUACUAAAAAUAUAUAUGUACGUAUUCAGCUACUAGUUUUUAGAUUAUAAGGCAUAACACUAAAAAUGUACAAAUGUUUUUUAAAUAUGUAAAAUAUUUAUUUAUCGAAAAUAUAAAAAAUUUAAACUACUUUAUUACAGGGGAUAUUUUAUUAUAUUUGAUAUGAUCGUUAUGAAUUUAUUAUAAUUCAGUGUACCAAAGAAAAACAAAAAAUAUUGUGUAUAUACUCCAAAAAAGUCGGCGAAAUUUUCGUACAAAUUUUUCAUUCUUAUUUCUGAACUAAUUUGUUCAUGUAGAAGCCGAAAAAAUAAGAAAAACUAGUAAAGUUAGACGUUUCUCAAUCAACAUCUGUUGUAUUUUUUGUACGUGGAACUACUAACAGGAAACAACUAUAAUUUUUGCUCUAGUAUUCUAUUUCAUCCAACAAUGUAGACAUAUUGUUUCCUCUUAAUAUUAAAAAAAUUUUUUUCAGUAUUUCUCUAUCAAAGGAUAAUAUUAUUGAUUUAACGUUGUCGUGUUUUUAUCCUUUUAACUUUACCAGUUUUUGCUGAGCCAGUUGACUUAUUAAAUCGAUGUGAUGAGGAUUGUACAGGGUGUUUUAUUCAAAUGUGUUUAGAUUAAGUUACGCACUAUAAUACAUGGGCUUUUUCCAAAAAUUUAAUAUGUCACUUUUACUUGUAACUAAAUUUUUUCUUCUUCCAAACAAAAAUGCGUGUUUGUUAAGAUCUCGAAUGAGAUUGUAAUAAUUCAGAUUAAAUAAAUAUACUUCCAAUAGAAUAUUUUACUUUUGCUUACCAACUUGCUACAAUAAACUAAUCCAAAUAUUUAAAAAAAUUCCACCAAAACAAUAGAAAAGGUUUGUUUUCUGUUAGAACGCUGAAUCUAAAUCAAAACUGGGCCACUAUAAGAAAUUAGUGCUCAAAAUUUUGAAUCGAUAACUUUGCUAAUGUUAAUACAUUUAGGAAUAAAAUCGUGAAAAAAACCAUUGCACUUUAUCAGAAAUACCCGAAUUACACUCUUCUGGUUUAAUAUUAUAAACUUACUGUAGAAUAUGAUAAAGGAGCUUCUUAAACCUUAUAAUUCUUAUUAAAAAAGGUUACUUCUAACAUACUUGUUGCAUUAAACAACUUAGUAGCUUCUAAACAAUUUCUCACCUUAAUCAACUUUCAAUAAUAUACUUUUUUCUCCUUUGAAAAUAAAUCGUGUAAAAUCUAAGUUUCUUGCGGAGUAGAAACCCUAACUAGUUGACGUUGGCUGAUAAUGUGGAUUUCCAUCUCCUGUUACUAAAAGUACCGAGUACCACGGAAACGAAUUAGCAUCACUUCAUAGUACUGAUAUUUGUCCCCCCAUUGUUGAUAUCCGUAAUCAAUUUUACACCAUUUCUUCUUUCUUCACCAACAAUAUCUUCCUCAUCAAUCGUUAAUGUACAGAAAACGACCUCUUCUGACCUUCGAGGCCUAGCCUCUUAUUUCUGUAAGAUUCUGUUACACACUCACCCAAUAAGCCUAUGAGUUUGUUGCUCGGUUUACGUAUAUUCUCAGCGCUCUUGCUACUGCAGAAAGGAUCAUCAAAAAUCACCUGCAGUUCCGUUUUCUUUCAAACUUCCACAGAUAAGUUGGAAUUUCUGGAACCGUUGGUGAUAUUCAUACUAAAUACACCACGACUACACCAACACUCACAAUCAGAUUGUCUGACGCGCUAUUCGAUAACCAAGUUAUCGUCUUCAGAGAGUUCUUUAAAGUCUACUCUAUAGUUUAGUAGAUAAGGAAUAAAUGUGAAGAUUCCCGUUAAGGAGGUUUUUCCCUCUGGAACUAAUUUAAAAUUUAGUAUAAAACAGGAAGGUCAAAUCAUUAGGUUUUAGUUUACCUUCAGUCUGUGAAGGCAAUAAUUUGAUUAUCGAAACGCGCGUUAGACAUGGUAAUUGCGAGUCUUGGUGUAGUGGUGGUGUAAGCAGGGACUUCAUUAGACCUCCAUAGAGCAAAAUCGAUUUAAUGUAGUAAAAAUAACAUUUUUUAGAUACAUUUCAUUUCAAGAUAGUCUAUUUGAGGAGUGAUACAAUCAGUCCAAUGCUAUUGUAACCUUUCUAUUUUUGUUUCACCUCAACCUAGCUAUGAUUUUUUCAUUAGGUUGAUAUUUCUUUCCUCGAAGUAUUAUUUCCAUGUCUGUAACAGCCUCCAUUUACUAGGGACCAGAUCUGUAGAAGUAAUUCGAAGUUCCAUCCACUGAAUUUGACCAUUGGCUUAAUGGACUUGUGACAAGGUGCAAAGAAAAAUUUUCUUCUAUACAAGCAUAAAAAAUAUAAAAAUUCUUAUCAUAUUUUACACCUCAAAUCGCUUCUUGGAACAAAUUGAAAAUAGUUGACAAUUAAUUUAUGGUGUAUUGUGGUUUUAUUCACUGAUGUUUACGCACUUGCGCUAGAUAUAUAAACCUUCAGUUUGAUAAUGUUCUCCAUAAUCAAUAAAAUUACAAAAAACAAACAUUUUAAUAACGACCUUCCUUGUAUUCCUAAAAUAAGGUAUACAUCAAAUUUUUGAAAGAUGAAUCGACGGUCUUAAAACUAUGUACAGAUCAAAAUUUACGACACUCUGUACAUUUUGAUUUCAAAUUAUGUAAUAAAUCAGUAUCUGCAAAUGAAUUUUAUUUAUAUUGAUGUACAUAAGUAAAGACCAGGUGUAACAAAUUUCUGUCUAUGUUUUUGGAUAGCAUACCUGUGUCUGUAACUGAAUUCUGUAUAAAAGAACAUUAAAAUAAAAUGCAAAAUUAUCAAUAUUUUCAACUAUACCGAAUUGUAAUUGGAUCUGAAUCCACUGCCAGAAGAUGUAUUAAUAAAAUACAUCCAUACUUUAUGCAG
Molecule: messenger RNA, 13105 nt
Organism: Diorhabda carinulata
Lineage: Eukaryota; Metazoa; Arthropoda; Insecta; Coleoptera; Chrysomelidae
Product: nucleolar protein 4-like
Exons: 9
Coding region: 640-1911 (423 amino acids)
Source: RefSeq, a predicted model, not a curated record